AUGAAGCCAGGACGGGACAUAAGUAUCAGUGUUAGAAAAGAAUUGUCUAAACAAACAAUCAACAUGUACAAGAUUCUGAUCUUCGCCUGCCUCCUGGCCCUCGCCGCGGCCAAGCCGCUGGUGGUGAGCUACGCGACGCCGGUGGCGGCGGCGUACACGGCGCCCGUGGCGGCAGCGUACACCGCCCCCGUGGCCUACUCCGCCUACUCCGCCUACUCGCCGCUCGCCUACUCUGCUUACAGCUACGCUCCCUACUCUGCCUACUACGUCUAAGGAAUCAAUGCAAUGAUUGGUCUCGCAUUUUUAAGUUCUAUAUUUAUUAAAUGUUGAGACUAAAUUAUUGUUUAACAUACGACCUACGCUACACUCAUUAUAACGAUUAUGCCGAAUAAAAACGGAUACUUAUUAAGUUAUUAA
Messenger RNA from Cydia splendana, 417 nucleotides. Its product is annotated as vitelline membrane protein Vm26Ab-like. Lineage: Eukaryota; Metazoa; Arthropoda; Insecta; Lepidoptera; Tortricidae. The record is from RefSeq and is a predicted model, not a curated record. Bases 1 to 273 code for a protein of 90 amino acids. The transcript is spliced from 3 exons.